AUGACGUGCACACGUGUUAUGCGAUCGCUAUCUACCUUUACAUCGGAGGCUGAGGUCGAGCGCGAACUCGAGAGUUCCUUCCCGCGAUGCCAAGUCACGAGGGAACAGCCACCAAGCUGGGCGACCAUGACGUACGUAGAGACGUCCCGAGAUCUUCCUCCACUUGAGUCUGGCAACUUGGCCCUAGAAGACCAGUUCUGCGGUUGGCUUUGGAUGCGCGGUACACGGCUCGGACGUUGGCGUCACCGGUAUUUCUGUCUGGACGGUACCAUGCUCUCGUAUUUCACAAGUUUCCCAGCUGAAGUGUUCCUGAAGCAAGCUCAAGCAUCAGUAGCGUCGGCAUGGGCAUCGCGCAACCUUUUCCACUUCGGUGACGGCUGUCAGCCUCGAGGUGUUAUUCGAGUGGCACAUAUCGACGACACCGACCGAACCAACCGGGUAGGAUUCAAGGUCUACGGUGCUUGUGGCAAAGUCAUCGACAUUCGUGCACAUGACACUCAUGAACGCAAUCGUUGGCUUCGCGCAUUGAAGACUCCAGCCCGUCGAAAGUCUCGGUCGUGGUCUACUGGAUCGAGUGAAGAGGUAACGCUGAGCAUGUCGUCAUUCGACCCCGAUGGACUCUGUCGGUUUGAUCGACUGUCCAUCCCGAUCGUUAAGAGCGGUUGGAUCGAGAAAAAGACUUCGUUUCUGGGGCUUUGGCGCCGCUACUUUUUCGUUGUGCAAGGCUCAAUGCUGUCGUAUUACAACAGCGACAAACCGUACGAGGUUCCACGUUGGAGAGGGUACGUCGAAGGCGUCAAGGCACGUCGACGUAGUGGAUCACUAGUUUUGCCUUCUGCAGGUAGCACAAUGGCUCCUCCAACAUUAGAACUCAUCAUCUCACUGGACUCGCCGCAAAAUCAAGUGAUUCACGUGCGAUUUCGCACUGUUGAAGAAGCUCGUGACUGGCGUCGUGUGUUGCGUGCAAAUCUGCCCGGUCGCAGAAACAAUAACUCAACUUUGGCAGCUUAG
Messenger RNA from Phytophthora nicotianae INRA-310, 1011 nucleotides. RefSeq lists its product as hypothetical. Bases 1 to 1011 code for a protein of 336 amino acids. The record is from RefSeq and is a predicted model, not a curated record. Gene Ontology annotation, cellular component: trans-Golgi network; recycling endosome; early endosome. Lineage: Eukaryota; Oomycota; Peronosporomycetes; Peronosporales; Peronosporaceae. Gene Ontology annotation, biological process: receptor recycling; retrograde transport, endosome to Golgi; endosome organization. The transcript has a single exon.